CGAAGAAUCCAAACAGCACCAUAUAUAUUGCCAUUCUGCAUACUACAAUUCUUGACUCUCUGUAUUACAAGUGUUGAGAAAAAAAUGGAGACAAGUUUAGUUUCCAAGUUCCUCAAAGUUUAUACUUUUUAUUUGCUAAUGGUAGUUCAGCUGGUCUUUUGCAUUGUUACCUAUGAUAAGAAGGCCAUUAUCAUUAAUGGCCAAAGAAGAAUUCUUCUAUCUGGUUCCAUACAUUAUCCUAGAAGCACCCCUGAGAUGUGGGAAGAUCUUAUAAACAAGGCCAAAGAUGCAAACUUGGAUGUUAUUGAAACUUAUGUUUUUUGGAAUGUUCAUGAACCUUCCCCUGGCAAUUAUAAUUUUGAUGGGAGAUAUGAUCUUGUAAGGUUUAUAAAGACUGUGCAGAAAGCUGGGCUUUAUGCACAUUUGCGCAUUGGACCUUAUGUUUGUGCUGAGUGGAAUUUUGGAGGAUUUCCUGUAUGGUUGAAAUAUGUUCCUGGUAUCAGCUUCAGAACAGAUAAUGAACCUUUCAAGGCAGCAAUGCAAAAAUUCACCAAUAAAAUAGUUGAGAUGAUGAAGAGUGAAAACUUGUUUGAGUCUCAAGGAGGUCCCAUUAUACUGUCUCAGAUUGAAAAUGAAUAUCAACCAGAAAGGGAGGCGCUUGGAGCAGCUGGUGAAGCAUAUGUCCAAUGGGCUGCACAAAUGGCUGUUGGAUUAAAUACUGGUGUCCCGUGGGUUAUGUGCAAAGAGGAUGAUGCCCCUGACCCUAUCAUAAAUACAUGCAAUGGUUUUUACUGUGAUGAAUUUUCUCCCAACAAACCUUACAAACCAACUAUGUGGACUGAAGCUUGGACUGGCUGGUUCGCGGAGUUUGGUGGCACGAUACCUAUGAGGCCAGUUCAAGAUUUGGCAUUUGCAGUUGCUCGUUUCAUACAGAAAGGUGGCUCAUUUGUUAAUUAUUACAUGUUCCACGGGGGAACCAACUUUGGCCGUACAGCUGGAGGACCUUUUAUAACAACAAGUUAUGACUAUGAUGCUCCCAUCGAUGAAUAUGGUUUGAUCAGGGAACCAAAAUAUAGCCAUUUAAAGGAGUUCCACAGGGUAAUUAAACUAUGUGAGAGCGCUUUAUUAUCUUCAGAUCCCACUGUUGUUUCACUAGGAAACUAUCAGCAGGCUCACGUAUUCUCGUCUGGCAAAGGAAACUGUGCAGCAUUUCUCUCAAAUUACGACAGUAACACUGCUGCUAGAGUAGUUUUUAACAACAAACACUUUAAUCUACCUCCUUGGUCCAUCAGUAUUCUUCCAGACUGCAGCCAUGUUGCCUUCAAUACUGCAAAGGUUGGGGCUCGAACUUCACAAGUGCGUAUGACACCAACUGUCUCUCAGCUCCACUCUUGGGGGGCUUAUAGUGAAGAUGUAUUUUCUUUAGAGGACAGCUCAACAUUUGAAGCUGUAGGACUUUUGGAGCAGAUAAAUAUCACCAGAGAUAACAGUGAUUACUUGUGGUACAUAACAAGUGUCGAUAUUAGUCCCUCAGAAUCAUUUCUACGAGGGGGACAAAAACCAACCCUCAACGUCUACUCAAGUGGACACGCAGUUCAUGUUUUUGUAAAUGGGAAACUCUCAGGUAAUGAUGCUUAUAUGCACAUAUUUGGUAGAACAGCUAGUAGGAAACAUUUUUUAUAUUUCCUUCUGUGGAAUUCGCAAUUUUCAGGAUCUUCUUAUGGUACUCGGAAGGACACAAAGUUCACUUUCACAGGACCAGUUGAUCUGCAGGCUGGAACAAAUAGAAUUGAGCUACUGAGCAUUGCUGUUGGCCUGCCGAACAUUGGACUGCAUUACGAGGAAUGGAAUACAGGAAUACUCGGGCCAGUUGUUCUUCAAGGUCUCAACCAAGGCCAUAAAGAUUUAUCGUCACAGAAAUGGACAUACAGAGUUGGAUUGAAAGGAGAAACAAUGAACUUGAUCUCUCAACACGGAGCAUCUUCCAUUGAAUGGAUUGGUGGUGCAGUAGCUACCCAAGGACAACAACCUCUUAAAUGGUACAAGGCUUAUUUUGAUGCACCAGAAGGAAAUGACCCUGUGGCACUAGACAUGAGAAGUAUGGGCAAAGGACAAGUAUGGAUCAAUGGACAAAGCAUAGGUCGAUAUUGGACAGCAUCUGCUAAUGGCAAAUGUGAUGAUUUCCACUAUGCUGGAACAUACAGACAAACAAAAUGUCAACUUGGUUGUGGUCAGCCAACUCAAAAAUGGUACCAUGUCCCAAGAUCUUGGUUGAAACCGACACAAAAUUUGCUCGUCUUAUUCGAGGAAAUAGGUGGUGAUGUAUCAAGGAUAUUGCUAGUGAAAAGGACAACUUCAUGAGUUUAUUUUAUUUGUUCUGUAGGCUUUGAUCAUGAGUUCCAUCACAUUUCUUGGAAAAUCCAAGAUCUGGUAGAAUUUCUUGUUUCUUUUUGUUUUAUUAGAAUUAACCAUUAUGAAUUUCCACUAUGCUUGGUAGAGUAGAUG
Messenger RNA from Solanum stenotomum, 2505 nucleotides. RefSeq names its product beta-galactosidase 5. Lineage: Eukaryota; Viridiplantae; Streptophyta; Magnoliopsida; Solanales; Solanaceae. Gene Ontology annotation, cellular component: cell wall; vacuole. The record is from RefSeq and is a predicted model, not a curated record. Bases 85 to 2361 code for a protein of 758 amino acids. Gene Ontology annotation, molecular function: beta-galactosidase activity. The transcript has 17 exons. Gene Ontology annotation, biological process: carbohydrate metabolic process.